Molecule: messenger RNA, 1597 nt
Organism: Bemisia tabaci
Lineage: Eukaryota; Metazoa; Arthropoda; Insecta; Hemiptera; Aleyrodidae
Gene: Fnta
Product: farnesyl transferase alpha
Biological process (GO): protein farnesylation; protein geranylgeranylation
Cellular component (GO): cytoplasm; protein farnesyltransferase complex; CAAX-protein geranylgeranyltransferase complex
Molecular function (GO): protein farnesyltransferase activity; CAAX-protein geranylgeranyltransferase activity
Source: RefSeq, a predicted model, not a curated record
UUUUGAGGUUAUGUUUAUAUUGUCAACUUAAAGUUUUAAAUUGAGCAUACAUCCUAUUUCAGACAAGAGAAUCUAGUGUUGCGUACAUUUAGUAUUAAAGGAAAGUCAGUUAACUAGUGUGAAUUCUAUCGUCGAAACCAAAUUUCAGGGACCAUCGAAGAGAAAAUCUCAACAAAAGAGGAAUAUGUAAAUCAAUUUCUCGUCGACAACAAGACUUUACGCCCAAGACCCAUACGUUUGCAGUUUGCUUUGAAAAUUUCCUCUUGAGUUUUUGAAUUCAGCAUUGCUAGAAAGAGCUAUCAGGCUCUUGCUUCAAUGAGUGCAGCCACUGAAAUGGAUGACAAAGUCUCAGGUUUGAGGGAUCACAGUAGCACGGAAGAUCUUUCGGAAGAAUCCGUGCUCAUCCGAGACUGUCCAGAGUUCAGAGAUGUCGAACCAACUCCUCAGUUUGAGGGGCACGCACCGGUGGCCAGUAUUGCUUACUCGGAGAGUUUCAAAGAUGCCCAUGAUUAUUUACGCAGCCUUUUAAAAAUGGGAGAGUUAUCAGAACGAGCUCUAAAACUAACAGAAAUAGCUUUAAACAUAAAUGCUGCUAAUUAUACCACUUGGAAAUAUAGGAGAGAUAUCCUACGCCACCUAGGAACAAAUACUUUAGAAGAAUAUGAUUACAUCAAAAUGAUGAUACCAGAUAAUGCCAAAACUUAUCAAGUAUGGCACCACUGUCAGAAAAUUUUAGAAUGGAUCGGUGAACCAAUGGAUAUACUGGAGUUCAUUGAAGAGGUUCUGAAACAAGAUAGUAAAAAUUAUCAUGCAUGGCAGCUGAGGCAAUGGGUACUGCUGCAUUUCAAAUUUUCAGGAACAGCCGAAGAGAUUGCAUUCGUUAGUAAAAUGAUUGAAGAUGAUGUCCGCAAUAACUCAGCAUGGAAUCAUCGAUACUUCGUCAUCCACACAUUAUCAGAAUUUACUGACGCUGUUUUUAGUGCAGAAAUCGACUACACUAUCAGCAAAAUUAAGCUAGCAACCAAUAAUGAAAGUGCUUGGAACUAUUUAAGAGGUACCCUGGCACAAAAAGGUCAGGGACUAACCCAUCCGGAAAUAGAGAAGUUGACCAAACUGUUGUACAGCCGUGGAUGUCGCUCCCCACAGGUGCUCAUGUUCAUGGCAGACAAACUAAGAGAAGAUUGUGAAAAAGCAGAGGCAUCAGAUGAUAUAGGAGAAAAAGUUCGUUUGUGUUCUGAGUUGUAUGAGGUCUUAGCAAAUAAAUGGGAUAAAAUCCGCUGUAGGUAUUGGACGUAUUUGUCUCAAGAGUUCUCCGCAGAAUUCGGAUCCAGAAUAGGCUCAAAUGAGAAGACUGAAGUAGCCUCGUAGUAUCCUGAAACUACACAAGUUCUAGGAAUGUCUUAUUGGUUGUAUUCUAACUUUAUUCUUGUGUUUCCUUCUCAAACAUUCUUAUAAUGUCAGAGAAUUUGCAAAAAAUUUUAUGACCAAUUGAAUUGUAUAAAAUUGUUAAAUGAAAAUUGUAAAGAAUCAACAAAUUGAGUCUAUAGAAAAAUUUUAAUUAAUUUAGUUAGAAUCAGUUUAAUUACAAUGAUCAAAA